CUCUCCCCAGUCUCGGUCCUCCGCCAUGCGGGCUCUGAGGGCCGGCCUGACCCUGGCGCUCGGCGCGGGGCUGGGCGCAGCCGCAGAGGGCUGGCGGCGGCGGAGGGCAGAUGCGCGGGCGGCGCCGGGGCUCCUGGGCCGGCUGCCCGUGCUGCCCGUGGCGGCGGCGGCCGAGCUCCCCGCCUUGCCUACGGGACCGGCGGGCAGCGGCCCCGGAGGGCUGGCCAAGUACGGGCUGCCCGGGCUGGCGCAGCUCAAGAGCCGCGAGUCGUACGUGCUGUGCUACGACCCUCGCACCCGUAGCGCUCUCUGGGUGGUAGAGCAGCUGCGGCCCGAGCGGCUCCGCGGCGACGGCGACCGCCGCUCGUGCGACUUCCGCGAGGACGACUCGGUGCACGCGUACCAUCGAGCCACCAAUGCCGACUAUCGCGGCAGCGGCUUCGACCGCGGCCACCUCGCUGCCGCCGCCAACCACCGCUGGAGCCAGAAGGCCAUGGACGACACCUUCUACCUGAGCAACGUCGCGCCCCAGGUGCCCCACCUCAACCAGAAUGCCUGGAACAACCUGGAGAAGUACAGCCGCAGCUUGACGCGUACCUACCAAAAUGUCUAUGUCUGCACGGGGCCGCUCUUCCUGCCCAGGACGGAGGCUGACGGAAAGUCCUACGUGAAGUACCAGGUAAUUGGCAAGAACCAUGUGGCAGUGCCCACACACUUCUUCAAGGUGCUGAUCCUGGAGGCAGCCAGUGGACAAAUUGAGCUCCGUUCCUACGUGAUGCCCAAUGCACCUGUAGACGAGGCAAUCCCACUGGAGCGCUUCCUGGUGCCCGUUGAGAGCAUCGAGCGGGCCUCAGGGCUGCUCUUCGUGCCAAACAUCUUGGCACGGGGAGGCAGCCUCAAGGCCAUCACUGCUGGCAGCAAGUGA
Messenger RNA from Loxodonta africana (African savanna elephant), 925 nucleotides. RefSeq names its product endonuclease G (gene ENDOG). The record is from RefSeq and is a predicted model, not a curated record. Gene Ontology annotation, molecular function: nucleic acid binding; metal ion binding; RNA endonuclease activity. The coding region runs from base 26 to 925 and encodes 299 amino acids. Gene Ontology annotation, biological process: apoptotic DNA fragmentation. The transcript is spliced from 3 exons. Gene Ontology annotation, cellular component: mitochondrial inner membrane; nucleus. Lineage: Eukaryota; Metazoa; Chordata; Mammalia; Proboscidea; Elephantidae.